AUGGACGCAUGUCUCAGCUCUGCGCCUCAGCACCAGGGUCUGGGAGAAGCCAUGAGCCACGACUGGUUAGAAGCCCCGGAGGUGGGGGCUUUCCAGGAAAGUGACUCCGGGGGACCCCCAGGAGGUAUGCAGACCAGCUCUGCCGUGGCAGUGGGGAUGCUAGAAUUUGGGGUACUUGAAACCACCAUAGGAUGGCCCCUGUUGACUGUGACUCCAUUUCCCGGGGGACAUGCGUGUUUCCAGAUUCCACCCCAGGGCAAAGCCAACCUGGGCCACAAAGACAACUGCGAUGCAGGUAGAACUGAGCCCCUCGCCAGCUCCACCGCGAAGGCCUCCCCGCUGGGGCUAGCAGCUCCUCCCCUGCCAGCCACGGCACCCAAGGAUUUGAACAAGACAGGGCCAUCUCUUCAGAGCCUCCAGAAAUUCGUUCCUACCGACUAUGCCAGCUACACACAGGAGCACUAUUGCUUUGCUGGGAGGAAGAUCGUUAUGCAGGAAUGCAUCGAGAGCUAUGGAGCGGUGGUGUGGCCGGGGGCUAUGGCUCUGUGCCAGUAUCUAGAGGAACACACAGAAGAACUGAAGCUCCGAGAUGCUAAAAUACUUGAAAUUGGUGCUGGACCAGGCCUGGUUUCCAUUGUGGCCAGUAUUUUAGGAGCUCAAGUCACAGCGACAGAUCUGCCUGAUGUGCUAGGAAACCUUCAGUACAAUCUUUUACGAAACACGCUGGCACACACGGCUCAUGUGCCCGAGGUGAGAGAACUGGUGUGGGGAGACGAGCUGGAGCAGAAGUUGCCCAAGUCGGACUUCUACUACGACUACGUGCUGGCCUCCGACGUGGUCUACCACCACUACUUCCUGGACAAGCUGCUGGCCACCAUGGUGCACCUCUGCCAGCCGGGCACCGUGCUGCUGUGGGCCAACAAGUUCCGAUUCAGCACCGACUAUGAAUUCUUAGACAAAUUCAAGCAAGUCUUUGAUACAACUCUCUUGGCUGAACAUCCAGAGUCAACAGUCAAACUGUUUCAGGGCAUACUAAAAUGGGACUAA
Molecule: messenger RNA, 1047 nt
Organism: Dipodomys ordii (Ord's kangaroo rat)
Lineage: Eukaryota; Metazoa; Chordata; Mammalia; Rodentia; Heteromyidae
Gene: Mettl21c
Product: methyltransferase like 21C
Exons: 6
Coding region: 1-1047 (348 amino acids)
Biological process (GO): peptidyl-lysine methylation
Cellular component (GO): cytosol; cytoplasm
Molecular function (GO): protein-lysine N-methyltransferase activity
Source: RefSeq, a predicted model, not a curated record